AUGGCAGGUCAUGAAGAGAAGGUUGACCUGCCCGACUUUGGGGAAAGCGCAUACUGGGAGGAGCAUUAUGUCAAAGCAGCUGCAGAUGGAGAGGAGGUCUAUGAUUGGCUAGUGGGGUCCAACAAGCCAGACUUCCUGUUCACCGACAAAGCCCUUGAAUCUGCGAUCGCGCCAUGGCAAGCGGUGAUGGCAUGGCGGUGUCGACGUGGACGGAGCUGGCGGAACGUUAUGACGGAUUUAUUUUCGACUUGUACGGCGUCCUCCACAAUGGCGUCCAUGCGCUACCUGGCGCGCCAGAACUGA
This is a messenger RNA of Durusdinium trenchii, 303 nucleotides long. NCBI's taxonomy places the organism in Eukaryota, Dinophyceae, Suessiales, Symbiodiniaceae. The record is from the annotation of a GenBank genome assembly.